Messenger RNA from Menidia menidia (Atlantic silverside), 3521 nucleotides. The record is from the annotation of a GenBank genome assembly. Lineage: Eukaryota; Metazoa; Chordata; Actinopteri; Atheriniformes; Atherinopsidae.
GUGUUGGUGACUUUAUGUGUGGGUGUGUGUGAGUGUAAAAGAGAGAGAGAGAGAGAGAGACACACAGAGGUUGUGAGUCUGCCUCCGUGAGUGAAGAAGACGCUGCUGUGAGUGAUGGCUCUUUUGCAUUAGCACUUAUGUGGACAGGAGAGUUGGAGGCAGUUGUUUUGUGGGACUCACGGAGAAUGGCAAACCCAACGGUCUCCUUGGAAACAUCCAACUAAGUGACAAUGGCCGAGGCUAUCUGCUGCACUUUGGUGAACUGUAGCUGUGAUAACUUCAAACCUGGGAAGCUGAAGAGGAGGCAGUGUGAAAACUGCAAGCAUGGAUGGGUCGCACAUGCCUUGAGCAAACUGAAGGUGCACCAAAUGUACCAGAGCAGCCAGGUGGAGAUUGUGCACUCCAAUGUGGUGUUCGAUAUCUGCAGUCUGAUGUUGUAUGGAACACAAGCCAUACCUAUCCGCCUCAAGAUUCUCCUGGACCGCCUUUUCUCCGUCCUCAAGCAGGAGGAAGUCAUCCAAAUCCUUAACGCUCUUGACUGGACACUGCAGGACUACAUACGGGGAUAUGUGCUUCAGGAUGUAGCUGGAAAGGUGCUGGACCGGUGGGCCAUAAUGACAUUCGAAGAGGAGAUUGCCACGCUGCAGCAGUUCUUGCGUUUUGGUGAAACUAAAUCCAUAGUGGAACUCAUGGCUUUGCAGGACAAAGAGGGACAGGCGGUGUUGGUUCCCAGCACCCGCACCAGCUCAGACAUCCGCACCUUCAUCGAGCGCAACACUCCCCGCGCUGCCGCCAACCUCUCAGCGUCCAAAGCUGAAAAGAUGAGCAGCAGUAGCAUGCACCACUUUGAGAACUUUAUCAACAGUAUGGCCUUCAUGCUUCCAUUUCAGCUCUUAGGCUCUGUGCCAACGCCAAUUCUUGGAUCAUCAACGGGGCCCUUGCAACAGGGGCACCAGCAGCAUCCCCAGCAGCCAUGUGGCGUUUCAGCGGAGCACCAGAAACAAGAAGAUAUGGGGAGGAAGAGUCUACGGAGGGACAACCCCCUUCCCCUUUCAAAUCUUUCAGAGAGCAACCUGCUAAGUUGUAGCUCCAUCUCGUUCACGGCUGAUUUAGUCCGCAGUGAGGAAAAGCAAUUGGAGAACCUUUUGAUCAACGCAAAGAUCGAAGCUGAGGACUUCUCGACCAGUGACAACUAUUCCGACGCCCCCUCCACACCAUGCACACCAUCCAUGAGCUCCGAUGUCACACAGAUGUCACCCGAGGGAAAGGUACGCUCUCUGGGCAGCAGCAGUGGAGGAAUCUCAGGGAACGGAGGCUCGUUGAAGAAGGGGCGUGUGUUUUGCAAUGCUUGCGAGAAGACAUUCUAUGAUAAAGGCACGCUGAAGAUCCACUACAACGCAGUGCACUUAAAGAUUAAGCACAAGUGUACCAUCGAGGGCUGCAACAUGGUCUUCAGCUCUUUGCGUAGUCGCAAUCGCCACAGUGCCAACCCAAACCCCAGGCUACACAUGCCCAUGAACCGAAACAACCGGGACAAAGAUCUACGGGGCAACUCAUCUGCUGAUGAGAGCUCUCAAGGAGAGAAAAAGCCUGAACCAAGCAAUCCCAUCUCCGCGUGUUCUGCAGACAGCCAUAAGUCAGUGCCAAGUUACAUGGUGAGCCAUGCAGACAAUGGCCCGAAACUCCACAGCAGCUCAUUUUCUACCAUUGGCCAGAGCGGUAUUCUAUUCUCUAACUUAAAAACAGUACAGCCGGUCUUGCCUUUCUACAGAAGCAUGGUGACGCCAGAGGAACUCGCCAACACUCCAGGAACACUACCUUCCCUUCCUCUUUUGUCGUCUUCUGUACCUGUCAAGCCCAUCACAGGACUUGAACCCUGUAUGACUGAUCCCAUACCAAAGAAAAAAUCUCGUAAGUCGAGUAUGCCAAUAAAAAUAGAGAAGGAGAUUGUUCCACACGAUGAGCAGAUGGAUAAUGGAGGCAGCUCUGAGGACGACGUUUCUUUACAGGGCAGGGAUAAACAGAAGUGCAGUGGUAGCCAAGCAGAGGAGCUUACGUGUACAAAACAGUCCGACGAGCUGAAGGAGGCAAGAACAGCCUAUACUGGUGAAGACAAUGAAUGGAGUGGGACCAAACGUUUGAUGGACCAGAUGUUAGACAAAGACGUGAUCAAGAGGGAAAGCAAAGACGAUGACUCAAGGCAACAUGAAACCGGAGUAAUAACCUACUCAACAUCCCCAAAUGAAAGCAGGCCAACUGAAUAUCACUACGACAACUUUCCUUGCCUGGAAUCCAAUGGAAGUGCGGAGAGGAUAAACAGAGAAAAUACAAAAUCCCUGUCUACUCAUGAUCCGAUUUUAAAUCUCAUAUCGGACGAAGGCGACCACAGGCUAAAUAAUGGGGCUGGUCUCCAUCUCACAGAUAGGAGAGGACUUGAUAUAUGUGCAGAUGACAAUGAUUUUGAGCUGCUUCAGCUUGAUACCGACGCUGACCUGCCACAGCACUGUGACCUAUGCAGUAAGACCUUUAAAAACCCAUACUGCAUCAAGCUGCAUUACCAAAACACCCAUUUGAAGGAGAUGCACAUGUGUACAGUGGAUGGCUGCAAUGCUGCUUUUCCCUCCCGGAGGAGCCGAGACAGGCACAGCGCAAAUUUGAACCUGCACCACAAGCUGCUGACCAAAGACUCACUACGCCCACCCAAUAGCCUAUACUCACCCCCACCACACUGCAGAGACAAAGACUCAGUGGGCCUAGGUUACUGCCAAGACCAGUGGGAUGGUGAUUUGCCUCAUCAAGAUCCAACCAGUCAGAAAUCCGUCAUCAUCCGACGGUUCAACCGCAUGGGUCUGGUGUUCCCCAUGAACAAAAUUCCCUCUGCGCAGGACAGCACCGAGGCGUCUCCCUCGGAAGAAAUCGAAGGAUUAGAAGAAGGGAAAGCUGGAAAUAGGGAUGAGGGGGCCAUCCUGGACCUGAGCACCUCUACCCCUGCCCAGGCCAGAAACAGCAGCGUGCAAUCUUCCUGGGACUCGGAUGGCGUGGGCAGUGAGGAAGGGGAGGUGGCCGAGGAGGAAGGGGAGGCCCACCCCAUGGACGACAGCGACGAGAGCUGCGACGGCCUCGGCGUCGGGAGGCGUGAGAGUGAAGACCUGGCACUGGAGGGAGAGAAGAACCUGGCCUGUUGUGGCGGGGGGCAGAACGACCUCCCGGGAGGCGUGGGUGGAUCUUCGAUAACCUGCCAUAUCUGUCAAAAGGUGUACAGCAACAAGGGGACGUUCCGAGCCCAUUACAAGACUGUGCAUCUGCGGCUGCUUCACAAAUGUAAAGUCCCCGGCUGCGACACGUCUUUCUCCUCUGUACGAAGCAGGAACAGGCACAGCCAGAACCCGAACCUCCACAGGAACCUGUGCGCUAAGGCAGGCUUGGACGGUAAGUUCCAGGCCCGCUGCUCUGAGAGGAAAAGUCUCGCUGCUGCCUUCUGUCCGGCAGCAGCCUCUGGUCUGACCACAGCUCCUCGAUAG